Molecule: messenger RNA, 3449 nt
Organism: Effrenium voratum
Lineage: Eukaryota; Dinophyceae; Suessiales; Symbiodiniaceae
Source: the annotation of a GenBank genome assembly
GGGAUGCACUACACCAUGCAAGUUUCAGGGAUCCCAUGCAAUUUCGCGCCAUGCUUAAAGAGCACAGAGCGCGCUUGAGAUAUGCAUGCCUGGCCCUUUCACUGGGGGCUCUCAUUGCGUAUGACAGCAUGUGGCCAACACCCUAUGGCGCGCACGUGCGAUCUGUAUUUGGCAUGUCCAAUGAGAUGAGCUCAAAUGCAAAUGAAGCCCAUGUGGCCAUAAUAGGGGGUGGAGGCAACAUCGGCUCGUAUUUGACCCAGUUCUUGACAUCUGCCAAUCUUACAGUGGUUGCUUUUGAUGUGAACCCGAACAUUCCUGGCUUGGAAGUGGCCCAAAGGCACAGCAGGUCACUCACUCGACGGGAUUUACAGCGAUUUGGCACUGUGAUUUUUCUCGGUGGAUGCACUGGAAGAAGAGCUUGUGCAGGCAUGUCCUUUGAGGAACGCACCCAAGCCAAUGUCAAUGACGUGGAGGACCUUGUGUCCAAAUGCGAUCCUGGCCAGCAUUUCAUCACUGCAUCUACGUCCGCCGUCUCGGAAGGUCGGCGGGACGCACUGGAGUCCGACGAGGUCUUCAGCGAGCUGCUGGACGAAUAUUCCACGUCCAUGUUCGAACGGGAAAACCGGCUGCGGCAGCUGGCGAGCGGUUCGCGUAGCCCAUGGAUCUCCAUGUUGCGUUUCGGCACGGUCGUCGGAACCUCGCCCGGGCAGAGGACCGAUUUGCUGGUGCCGCGGGAUGCUUUUGGAGUUUAUAGUCGGUAGACUUUAGACUUUAGAUCUGUUGACAUGAGAGUAAUUAGCAAACGCUCAAACGAAUCAAGGUGCCCAGCCUCUUUAAGUCGGCCUACACGGAGGGCGUGCUGCACGUCCAGGGCUACGACGUCAUGAGAUCCUUCCUGGCGUUGCCGGACCUGGCGCGGGCUGUUCAUACCUUAAUCCUGCGGCGGAAGCCGGUGCAGAAGCCCGGAACCUUCGCCAUUUGGAACUUGGCGUCGUUUCAUGCAAAGAUCUUGAAAGUGGCCACCACCGUGGCAUCGAUUACAGGGGCGAAGCUGGAUAUGCAGAGCUCGGUGCGGGGCUAUGAGCUUGCGGAUCCCAAAUUCAAGGGAUUUUCCCUGAGCACUGCGGCCUUUCGGGAAACCUUUGGGUUCGAAUUCCAGUGGGAUCUGCAGAGCACGCUCUCGGAGUUCGAUGCCAACAUGCCGGACUCUGCCAUGCCCAAAGGCUCGCAUGCGCCGGCCAAGAAUUCCGCGGGGGACUCCAUCGCCUGCCCGGUGUGCGGGUCCACAGAUUCGCAGCUGGUCGUCGACCUGGGCGAACAGCCCUUCGCCAACCACUUUGUGAACGACACGGAGGAGGCCUUGGAGUCGCCGCGGUUUCCGCUGAAGUUGGUGCGGUGCCGGGUUUGCAACCACUACCACCUCUCCCAGGUGGCCAGCCGCUCGGAGCUCUUCGAGCACUACCUCUACCGCUCGGGCACCAGCUCCACUCUGAAGGCCCACUUCGAUUGGCUGGCCGGCAAGGUGCAAGAAGAGAGCGGGAACCUGAAGAGCGGUUCUGUUCUGGAGAUUGCCUGCAACGACGGCAGCCAGUUGGAUUCCUUCAAGGCCUUGGGCUGGAAGACCUAUGGAGUGGACCCCGCCAAGAACAUCGCAGAAAUCGCCCAGAAGGCACACACCGUGCGUGUUGGCUUCUGGCCGCUCGACUUCCCCGAGCUCCCAAAAGGCGAUGCCCUAACGGCGAUCACGGCCCAGAACGUCUUCGCCCACGUUCCACAGCCCGUGGACUUUCUGAAGGGCUGCGCCAAGGUGAUGGGCCCCAAGACCAAGCUUUACAUCCAGACCUCCCAGUGCAACAUGCAGCAGCUGGGGCAGUUUGACACUAUGUACCAUGAGCACAUCUCCUUCUUCACUGGGCAUUCUUUCAAGAAGGCCGCGGAUUUGGCCGGGCUGGAGAUUGUGAAGUUUGAGACGGUGCCGAUCCACGGGGAGUCGUGCUUGGUCACAAUGGAAAAGUCAGGCGACAACAAGGACAAUUCCUUGGAGAAGCGCUUGGCGACGGAAAGGCGCGAUGGCGUGACCAGUGACUUCUUCGCCGAGCGGUUCAGGUCCCGAGCCAUUGCGAUCCGCGACUGGGUGACGCGGGAAAUCCGAGCCUUCCGGUCCAAGGGAUAUGUGGUGGGUGCCUAUGGUGCUGCAGCCAAGGGCAUGACGCUGCUGCACUUCAUCCUUGGUGCUUCGCAAUGCGAGGAGCAAUUCUUGGACUUUGUUCUGGAUGAUGCGGACUUGAAGCAGGGGACCUUCUGCCCUGGGACCGAGAUCCCGGUGUUUCCCAGUGCGCACCUGCAGACUUUGGUGGUCCCUCUCCGGCGACCAGUUGCGAUCCUGGUUUUGGCGUGGAACUUUUUCGACGAGAUCGCCAAGAAGAUUGCUCACUUCGGGCUGAGGAAGCGCGAGAGCAUCACAACCAUUGUUCCGUUCCCGGAACCUGCAGUUGUCCGUUUGCAGAAGGACGGCACGCACCGGACCCUUCGAGCUAUGCCAAACGAUUGUACAUCAGUGCCGAACGUACUGCGCAAUGAAUCCAGGAGCAAGACAGUGCUUGUUACGCAUGCGCGCAAUGAAGACAUGCUCAUGCCAUUCUUCAUUAUCCAGCACGCUCCCAUGUUCGAUGAAGCGUUCUUAAUAGAUUUCGAGAGCACCGACCGCACAGUGCAGCUGGUUGCAGACUAUGCGCCUGCCUGCUGGCGAGUGGUGAACUCUUCCCAGGGACAGGUCUUUGACGCUGAAGUUCUGGACCAACAGGUGUCGCAGAUUGAGAGCUGGUACCCGAACGAUUGGGUCAUGGCACUGACGGUUACGGAGUUCCUGAUCUUUCCGAACAUGCGCGCGCGGCUAUUUCGGAGGCAGCUGGAGGACCCAAGUCCGACCAUUCUGAAGCACCAGGCUCUCUUUAUGCAGGGAUACGAUGGCGUGCCGCUGCGGCACUUUCGGUCCUUGCUGAAGCAGCGCCACGUUUGGGUGAAGUCGACUUGGUUCUACAAUCGGGUGAUGCAUCGUCAAACAACCAACCAUAUCUACGGACCUGGCAGACAUGAGUACAAUUUCCAUGGGCGGGGGAAGGACACUGCGACCAGAUUGGUCAAUACUGAGGGGUUCAUUGCGAAGUGGCAUUGGACUCCUUGGCCGGAAUCGGCAGAGAGAAUAGUCCAUGUGGGUGCCACCAUUCCUAAGUCUGAUGUCGACAGAAAGCGCGGCUUUCAGCACACUGCAAACUUGCUGGCGGGUCUUGAGGGCAUUCACAAAACAAAGGACCACGAAAUUGGGCUUGAGCUCGAAGAGUUGCAGGACCUCUGCGACGAUGAGAGUCAUCCAGACGAAGAUAGGGAGCACGUACCUGCCGUGUUCUUCCGGGAGAUCGGAGGUGUUUGUCACGCUUGAAUCCUCCCAG